AUGAACCUCCCGAUCGUAUCUCUCCUCUUACUACUCUACUGCACCUCGGUCUACCCAGUAAUCGACAGUAAUCCCCAAAUCUCCAAGAGCGAUAUUCAUAAAUUCAAAGCUAAUAUACUACCCAUCCCUUCCAACCCCCCUCAAGCUCAUCCUCACUACUACAAACGUAAUGGCAAUCAAAUAUUGGUACCCAUGGUACCAUUGUCAGUUAUGACAUUAGGAAAUGACCAUAAACCGUUGAGACACAAGGCCAGGUCGUUGGAAGAGUUGAGUGAAGUGAAUACGGAAGAAGAAGAGAGCAAAGAAGACUUUGAUGUAAGUAAAAUGAUCGUCCAGAAGGCGUUUAAAGUCGCUCAAAAGGUGUUCCACAAGUUCACAAAAUUUUUCGAUUUUGUGAGUUGUGUUUGAUUUUAUAUAGAGUAGAAUAUGUGUAUUAAACUAAGGCUUAGAGCUAGGGCCAGGCCAUAGACUAAAGCUGGGAUAAGGCUAAGUCAGGAACUAAAGCUAAGGAGAGAGCCAAUUCCGUAGGGCAAAGGCUAGAGCUCUGGGUUAUAGAGCUAGAACUAAAGUUUAGACUUUGGACUAAGCCAUAGACUACAGCUGAAGCUAGGACUUUGCCAUAGACCAAAGCUGGAGAUAGGACUAAGACACAUCUAAGGCGAGGGCCAAGAGACUAAAGCUACUCCCUAUGACUCUGGGCUAGGGCUCUGGGCUAGGGCUCUGGGCUAGGGCUCUGGGCUAGGGCUCUGGGCUAGGGCUUUGGGCUAAAGCUUUGGGCUAGGGCUCUGGACUAAGGCUCUGGGUUAGGGCUCAGGGAUAGGACUCUGUGCUAGGGCGAACUCUGGGCUAGGCCAGGGCUUUAAAAAUUAUUAUCCCUCUGCCUUUUACAGAUAGACUCAGACAUAGGUACAGAACGUAUCUACCCCAAAGUCACCUCCUCCACCACCCACCCCUCCACCACAACACCCCACCCAACAACUACAAGCCCAGUAGACAAACCCAUUUAUAAGUUGAUCUACUUUGAUGCUCGCGGAAUUUGUGAAUCGAUCCGGCUUAUGUUCAUCUACUCCAACAUACCAUUCAUCGACAAACGAAUCACCUUGAAUGAAUGGAUGCGCUUAAAAGAAAGUAAGCGACUCCGCCGUUCUAAACACUUAUUUGCAGCCACCGAGUUUGGGAAACUGCCAAUUCUGGAAGUAAAUAGCAAAAAACUCAGUCAAUGUCUGGCCAUAUCGCGGUAUUUGGCGCAUAAGUUUGGUAGGUCGUGUGGAAAUGGCAAAACUUUUUUUCAAAAAAAAUGUUCGAAAAAAGUUGAACGUGUUCCCCCCUGUGGAUUUUUUUGACCCCAGACCAAAAGUCCCCGCCCGGCCCUGAUGAUAAUAUAAUAGGUAUAUAAAACUAUUUUUACUAAUCUAAGAGAAAGAGAGCGCAGAAUUAAGUGAACAACCUAAUAAUACAAGCCCCCAUUUUUAGGAAUGGCAGGUUCGGACGAAUGGGAAGUGGCGAAGCUAGAUGAAGUUAGCGAGUUUCAUCGUGAGGUUGUACACGACAUUUCCCCCUAUUUCUAUGUUGUUAGCGGCUAUCGUAAAGGCAAUGCGGUAAAGUUUAUUAACAUUGUAUCAUACUAUUCUAAAAAAUCAUUUUUUUUAUUUUGGGGUAUUAUAAUAUAUUAUAUUUGUAUUGCGUCCUAAUCUAAAUAAGACAGUAAACAGUACCGAUAAUGCCAACACAACUUCAGGACCAAAUGAGAAGAGACGUCUUCCUCCCAGCGAUUGAAAAGCACCUGCCCAACUAUGUGAAACUAUUGAAAAAGUCAAAAUCCGGGUUUUUUGGAAAGAAAGUUUCGUGGAUCGAUUUUACCAUCAGCGAGUUCUUGUUUACCUUGAAGACGUACGAAAGUCGUAUCUUGAGGAAAUUCCCACAACUAGUACGCUUCUUGGACAGAGUGUACCAUUUGCCGGAAAUUAGAAAUUACCUGAAGGAACGAGCCAAGACUCCAUUAUAA
This is a messenger RNA of Bursaphelenchus okinawaensis, 2005 nucleotides long. The record is from the annotation of a GenBank genome assembly. Lineage: Eukaryota; Metazoa; Nematoda; Chromadorea; Rhabditida; Aphelenchoididae.